CCAAACGUCACCGACGGAGAAGCGGCGGGACCAAACAUCUGACGAAAGGAGGAAACGAGAAAAAACAGGCGGAUGAAUCCAGUUGAGGCGCUUUCUCAUUACGCGUACUUGUAUGUAGUCGUGGACUCGUGAGACGUCAUCAGCCGCUGCCUAAGUACUGGUCCCAUUAUAAACCCGACCCGUUUUGUUGUUGUUCCAAUUGCGGAAAUGACCGUUCCACAUUUUUUGUAUUUUACCUAGUCGAGCAUUUUUUGUUGAAUCUACUGCCUGUGAUUUACCCACAGAACGAGGAAGUUAAUGUUGCCCAUUUUUAAUCUCCCAAUUCCUUUGAGGACAUUUUACGCAAAGCUGAAUCUCUGCGCGCUGAAUCCGAAAAUGGAGCCUGUCUCACGUUUGCUUUAACGUCCACCAAGCAUGAAUGUUUCUGCAGAGUGGAACCACACAUGGACCCGAUGGACUGGCUGGAGAACCACGAACUCUUGCGGUUUUUCCGCCGUCAUAAAACCGAAAUGUCUUGCAUGGAGAAGCCGCACACGUUCCUCCGCCAGCUCAGGGAUCACGACCUGGUCCCUGAGGACCGAUACAAGAAGGUGAGCUGCAUGAGGAGUAAAGACAACAUGAGGGAUGGUCUCUAUGAAAUUCUGGACUGGUUUGAGACAGAGCGAUCACAGAAGGUCAGAGAGUUCUGGAGCUGCGUGUUCAAGGACUCCAUCCUGAACCAGUAUCCCACGCUGCGACUGCUGCGCAACAGCCUCAUGGACGGGUCUUUCCAUUUUGACAUAUCAGAGAAGGUGGGGAAGGAAGAGUCAGACAAAGAGAAACGGAAGGCCCUCUCAGAUAGUGAGAAGGAAGAGGAGGAAGAGGAGGAGCAAGAAAAGUCUGUGACCAAGAAGAGAAAACUAGGAAGUAGGAGCGUGUGUCGCAACGACAACGAGGAGGAGCCGGCCGGUCCAUCGUCUCAGUUGACUCCCAGGAAAAGGUCCAAGAAAUUAUGCUUCUCCACUCCACGGAAGAAGGGCAAGGAGAACAACAUUUGGAGCUGGCCCUUCUUUAAGCUCCAGCUGCCUGUGACCUGUGGAGACCGUAAGGGCACACUGGACAGACAAAGACUGGCUAAAGGGGAAAGGUGCAUCGUAGUCGAGAAACGGUGGUUCAGUCCCCCUGAAUUUGAAAUUUUUGCGGGGAAGAAGAGUUCCAGGAAAUGGAAGUCAAGCAUUCAAUGUAUGGAAACCCCGCUGGAAAAACUUAUACAGGAAGGUCAUUUACAAGCAGCAAAGUACAAAAGAGACCCUAAAAAAGCCAAGAAGUCACUGUUCCCAUCUGGUGAUGUAACCAUAGUGUCCAGCGGAGAUGAAGAGGAAGAGGAGGACCGAGACCUGGACGAGCUAGACAGGGUUUCGUCAAGCAGCAAAGAAAGUUCCCCAGCUGUCCCAGACGAGGAAAGAGAGGAACGGGCUGAGCAGCAGCCACAAGCCAGCCAUGACAAGAGGAUGUUCAAAGUCACAUGUGGAGCUUCAGACGGGACCUUCUAUAAGAAUCGAUUUGUGUCAGGGACUCGUGGGAAGAGUAUUCGCACUGAGACGAGCUGGAUGACCCCGGUGGAGUUCCUGGAGUUGGCACUUGGUCGGAAGGAUGCCUCUUGGAAGAAAGACAUUGAAUGUGAAGGGAAGCCACUCUUUGUCCUCAUAAAGGCGGAGACCCUGACGAUCCACUCUCUGCUGUGUAAUUGCAACCUGUGCAAACCAGAUGACGAAGACCAGAGGAAUCAGAAAAACGAUGAUGAGUGUUGCAUCUGUAGGAGGGAGGGAGACCUGGUGAUGUGUGAUAACUGCCCUCGCUCCUUCCACAAGAAAUGUCACCUGCCUCAUGUAGAGAACGGCCUUCUACGGGACAACAGUCCGUGGUUUUGUACGUUCUGCGUAUUCCGAUCCAAUGAACACUAUUUUGGUUCGGAGGAGCUGGAAAGCGCUCUGUCGUACAACAUAUCCCAACGCAUGUUGCAGUGUCAGUGUCUCCUUCUGUGUCUGUGGAGUGCUGAUGAGGAACAAAUAUUUGCUGCAAACCCAUGCCGCUAUUUGAACAACUACUCCAAAGUGAUCGAGACUCCGAUGUGGUUCGGUCACAUAGCAGGAAAACUCCAGCAGAAACUCUACCAGACCGUUGGAGAGUUUGUGACUGACGUCCGGCUCAUUUUCUCCAACUGUGCUUUGUACAACCGGAAAAAUGCUGAAGUUCUCGUCAUUGGCAAGAGACUGAAGGAGUUAUUUGACAGAAAAUUUAAGAGUGUGUUCAACAUCAAGCGGAAAGGUUUGGAAUAUUCAAACAUGCCUGUGCUAUAUCACAGUAAUAAGGUACAAGAGACUGUACUUUAUCAUCCAAUAAUCUAACAGUUCGGGAGCGUUAUUAGGCCCGACACAGAGCAGAGGGCCGGCAACCCUCAUCCCCCAUCAUUAUUGAAGAUAAAGUACGGCCUCAAGUACCUUUAUUGCUUUUAUAAUACGGUUGCCAGCAAAAUUAUAAAUAGUAAGUAAAUAGCGGCCUUUCAGUAUAAAAUAGUAUCAGCCACCAAACGUUGUGUAUCUCAUGUCAGUAGUCUCUAGAGAACAACUAGUCCCUGUACGUGCAUGCAAACAGCAUCGGGUCCCCCACCAUCUCAUUCAUUCACAUCGCUGAUGACGUCCACCUUCAUUGUCCGGUUGCGAAAGCUCGCAUUGCCCCAAACCGACCAUUUGUGGGAUUUCCGGGUCUUAUUUCGCCGAUCGCCACCGAGCUAAAAGCUAAAAUGUCAGCUAACGGUCGCGCAAAAGCUGACCGGUUACUUUGAGUGCGCAGUGAUACGGAACGCUCGGGUCGGGUAUAUAUAUUGUAUGUGGUUGAAAUAUCCCAAAAAUACAUUCUGGAAAGAAAAAGCUUCAUUAACCAAAAUGUUUAACAGCAUAUGUUUAAAACAACAAAAAUGGACCACCAAUUUUAAAACGGGGGCAUUUUAUCUCUGCAUACUAGGGGUGUAACGAUUCAUUUUAACAACGAUUCGGCAACCACAAAUCACGAUUCAUGGUUGCUGAUUCGAUUCAUUGACGAUCUGGGUUAAUUUAGA
Molecule: messenger RNA, 3097 nt
Organism: Gasterosteus aculeatus aculeatus (three-spined stickleback)
Lineage: Eukaryota; Metazoa; Chordata; Actinopteri; Perciformes; Gasterosteidae
Source: RefSeq, a predicted model, not a curated record